Opisthorchis viverrini is the source of this 611-nucleotide messenger RNA. RefSeq lists its product as hypothetical. NCBI's taxonomy places the organism in Eukaryota, Metazoa, Platyhelminthes, Trematoda, Opisthorchiida, Opisthorchiidae. The annotation marks the transcript as partial. The record is from RefSeq and is a predicted model, not a curated record. The transcript is spliced from 2 exons.
AGAGUGGCAGGUGCAGUAACAUCAGAAGGAACGGAAAUACCUGACGACCCGACUUGCAGCUAUGAAUCGAAAUACUCCAAGUGCUGUGGUUCGCCCACAGUGACCAUCUCCAGCUCGAGCGCUGAAACAACUGUGUCCGUUCGUCGCUCACCAGUUCGCCGUGUUCGACCCGAUGCGUUUCGACGCACUCUGCGGCUACGUAGAAGAACUUGUCUCUUUCGACUACACGUACAGAAUCGUCCUGCUCCUGAGAUGUUUGACCCUGUACAAGCACCGAACUCUUCGAAUCCACCAACCCAGUUUUCAAACAUACGCCCAUACCAAUUAUCCCUACAGGAUCCAACAACGGGGUCCCAGCUUUCCUUUGAAACCUACUUAGCUCAACCAGUUGAAAUUCGAUAUCCAUUUAAUUAUGUUGCUGAUCUAUUUGAAGAUGCGUCGCCUACGUCUGCACAAUCCAGAGAGUCGUCCCCGUUUCCUCCGACCGAACUGCAAACCUGACCUCUUUAGGGAUUCAGCCUUCAAUUACCUCACCCGUUCCUGUUAACUAUUCUCUAUUCACCUCUGUCUCAUGAAAAUUUCCGUGGUCGGUUAACUGAUACACUGCUUCC